Molecule: messenger RNA, 1769 nt
Organism: Bursaphelenchus xylophilus (pine wood nematode)
Lineage: Eukaryota; Metazoa; Nematoda; Chromadorea; Rhabditida; Aphelenchoididae
Source: the annotation of a GenBank genome assembly
AUGGAAUUCAAAACUAUACCACCCCACUGGAAACUGUCUGAAGCUGUAUGGAUUCGCAUUAUCAAUAAAAUCCCGGACUUCUAUUCUGUCUGCCGACUUGCUUUGACUCAUGAGGAUCUCAACAAAAUCAUUGGCAUCGACUUCCGGCAACUAUGUCUGGACAACAAGAUGUACCGAUUUCCUGGAGAAACUUGGGAACAAGUCGUUGUGGAGUAAGUAGUUUCUUAUCAUACUAGCCUUGCUGUGACAUUAAUUUUGGCUGAAUGUAAAUUGUAUUGUCUUAGUGCCCAUAAUCGACUUUGGAAUGACUGCACCCUUGUCAAUCCCUACAACAUCAGAUUUGAAUUUGACUCCCGGACCGAUCGUUUUGGUUUGGUUGGAUAUGAUUAUGCUGUUAUCCUGAGUCUUGACUUUGAUCGUCCUUUUCUCCGAUUUAUCAACAUUGGAUUCCCUAUUUACCGGUUUUACAUCGUAGAGAAUGGACGAUUAAUGGUGGCUAUGGUAAGCGCUUAUUUCUUUUUGUCGUUCUAGUGACAGUUAAACAUAUUUUUAUACUAUGUUUUCUGAUACGGUAUAUCACAACUGUUUUUUAGACUCCCGGUUCUUGCAAAGUGUUUGACAUCGAAUCUCAAACCGAACUAUUGCCCGACGACCUAGAAAAAUUCAACUAUACAGAACCCGUGAUAGAGUACCAAGGUGGCUUCAUAAGAGAUGUCUUGAGUCAGAAGUUUUCGAAGAUAGAUAUCUGCAGCGACGAGCCCUUUUGUGAUCCGGUUGGUCGAUAUGUCCAAUUCAGAAGUUCCGACGAAAUGAUUUGUGUCCGGAAUAUCGAGAGUAAUCAUGAGAUGCGCAUUGAAAUCUUGGAUCCCCACUAUUCGACGAAGAUUUUGAAGGAGUCCGGGUGCCUUCUUGUUCAGUUCCGUAAGUGGAUUUGGUCUAAUAAAUACUCGUACAGAUAAGUCUGGAGUAAUGCAGAUUCACCACAUUGACUCUAGUUCUCUUUUAUUCAAAGCCGAAAUUACUGAUGUAUGGAAGGCAAUCUCGGACUGUAUUAUUCUCGAUGAACAACUUGGGGAGGUAGGUUUAUUUAUAGAAUUGUCUUGAUGAAUUUACUGUAGUCUUAUUUUUAUACCCCAAAACGUUAAGUAAUAAUAAUUUAUGUUGCUUUCAGUUCCUCGUAUUCGAUGCGACCACUCUUAGUUGGGAUUACAGUACCGACCUAUAUCUGAAUACCGAAAUCCACGAAACAAUCAGAAGGCCAGCUCCUGAGUUUCGGAAUUUUGGUUAUUUCGACAUCAUCCCUCCGUUGGAUCGGUAUGAGAAUAUGGAUCAAGACAUCGACAUGUCAUUUGAUGAUGAUUUCAUGUUUGACUUCACGGAUACGGAGCAAUUCAACUAUAAUAGGCCAAUUGAAAACGAACCAGAACAUGAGACUCGGAGGAAACGAAAGGGUCUGGAAGAAGUGGAGAUGUUGUUCUUCGAUGUUUUGCCAAACCGUAAGUACUUACCAUUUGUAUAAAGUAGCGCAGUUGUUGUCAGUUGUACGUUGCCAGCUAAACAUAUAAAGAAUUGUUGCAGAUAGACUUAAAUGGAAAAUCAUCAAGACUCAAGCCAGAAGACCACAUCCUUACAUUUCACUACAUGCGGGUAUCAGUGCGAUUGCGGAAAACCAUGACUUUACAGAUGGGCAAAAACAAUUAAAAAUGGAGCAAUUUCUCAUAGAAUGGAUCCCAAAAGCCCAAGAAAUCGAACGAACUCAAUCCUGGUAA